Molecule: messenger RNA, 2579 nt
Organism: Rhopilema esculentum
Lineage: Eukaryota; Metazoa; Cnidaria; Scyphozoa; Rhizostomeae; Rhizostomatidae
Product: beta,beta-carotene 15,15'-dioxygenase
Biological process (GO): carotene catabolic process
Molecular function (GO): beta-carotene 15,15'-dioxygenase activity; carotenoid dioxygenase activity
Source: RefSeq, a predicted model, not a curated record
UACGUACAAUAUGUGGCCGACUUUGCCUGACAGGAAUCUAGAAUUUUGAAGUUUAGAUAUUUUGUAGACCAAUGAUAAUAUAAUGAUAUGGACAUGGUGCGUUCUUUGUUUUCUGGUCGAUUAGUCCAAGGUCUACUUCAGAUCAAAGCAUUGUCUUUUUGCAUCGGUCGUCAACCAUUCGGUCAACUCAAAUUCAAACGUUUGUCCUGGAAAGCUUUUGCAAGAUCAAGAGAGUUUAACCCAGCUAAUCCAUCAUCAAAAGGAAAAAUGACAACAGAAAAUCCCAUUGGAAAUGAGAUAUAUCAAACAACAGAAGAACAUCCAGAUGUUUUAGAUGCAGAAAUUGAAGGGAAAAUACCUAACUGGGUUGAAGGAACCUUACUUAGAGUUGGACCCGGAAAAUUCGAAUGGGGUGAUACAAAAUACAACCAUUGGUUUGAUGGUGAUGCAAUUCUCAACAGGUUCGCUAUCAAAGAUGGUAGUGUCAAAUUCUCAAGCCGUUUUCUCCGCAGCAAAUCUUACAAAGAAUCUGAGAAGAACAACCGCAUUGUUCUUGCACAGUUUGGUACAACUCCACCACCAGACCCAUGCAAAAAUAUAUUCUCCAGAUUUUUCUCAUAUUUUCAAAUGCCAGAAAUGACUGACAAUUGCAAUGUCAACAUAGUUAAGGUAAAGGGAGGCCAUUAUGCUUCCACUGAAGCACCAAAAUUGUGGAAAUUUGACAAAGACACUCUGGAAACAUUGGAUCCUAUUGACUUUGGAAAAAGAAUUUCAGGUCCCAGGUCUUGGCUGGCACAUCCACAUUACGAUGAAGAUGGUACUUACUACAACGUUUCUACUUCAUACAUGAAAAACAGAAACGAGAUUUACAAGGUUCCAGCAAAACAGGACCUUGAAACUGCCACAGAUGAAUCAGCAGAAAUGAUUUCUAGCUUUCCCUGCAGCAAAGGUCCAGCUUAUUACCACAGCUUUGGUAUGACCGAGAAUUACUUUAUAUUCAUGGAAAGUUCAUUGUUCUUCACAAAUCCACUUGGCCUUUUCUUUAUGAGACUAAUGGACUGGGCAUAUGUAGACUUUUUCAAAUUCAAUGAAAACAUAAAGUCUCGUCUGCAUCUAAUUGAACGCAAAUCAGGAAAGCCAUUUGCAAUAUUUAAUGUUAACCCAUUCAUGUGCUUUCAUCAAAUAAAUGCUUAUGAGACAGAUACCGAGGUGGUUCUUGAUAUGAGUGGGUACUCUGAUGGGUCUGUUAUGAAAGCAUUGUACUUGAGCGAAUUGAGGGAAGAUGCUGAAACGAAAAUUAAACCUGCAGAGCUUCGCAGAUAUCAUCUUUCAUUAGCUAAAGCUGACUCUGGGAAACCAAAACAAGUUGAGCUGGAAAAAGAUGCAGAAGGAAAAGACUAUGAGGUUCUCCAUGUGGGAUUUGAGCUGCCAAGGAUUAAUUAUGAUUACAAUGGAAGAGAUUACAGUUAUGCAUAUGGAAUGGGAUCUUCAUCAAAGCCCCCUGGUUUGCUCAUUUUGCACAAGGUUAAUGUAAAGACAAAAGAAGUCAAGUCAUGGGAAUGUGAAAAUUGUCACCCAUCAGAGCCUGUUUUUGUACCAAGCCCAAAUGCUAGUAAGGAAGAUGAUGGUGUGGUAUUAUCAUCUGUUCUUGGCAUCAGAGGACAGAAAUCAUUUUUGUUGGUGCUUGAUGCUUGCGACAUGACAGAGAUUGCCAGGGCCUAUGUGCCUGUCAGACUGGUUCCGCUGGUUCAUGGAGAGUUCCUCUAGUUUUUAAUGCAAAUGAAAAUCCAAAACAGCAGGCCCUAAACAUACAUUCACAAAUCUGAAAGAUGAUUGAACAUUUAAUUUUAUAAAUAUAAAUGGCCUUUAACAGCUCUUUAAAGAUAAUUAACAUCCAAUUUAACGAGCUUUUAGUAAAAUUAAUUGACAAUAAAUAUGUAUUACAGGGAGUUGAAAUCUCCACUGGCAUUGUUCUAAAUUUUCGACUACUUUACAACAAAACAUAGACCAUAAAUAGUAACUAAUAAAACAAAGAGAUCAAAAGGACUAGAUACAUCUUGAAAGAACUCAUUGUAAAAUGUAAAACAUAAUUUUAUAAUUAGAUAUCGUAGAUGAUGUUGAAAGUAUAGAAUUUCAAGCCAAUAGACCAUCUUGGAGUUCGCAAAGCUAUGAUUGAUUUCUGUGGUUUUAUAGCUAGGUUCAAUCCUUCAGGUGGGAAGAAACAGUGAAAAAUUGAUGGUGGGUAGAGGCUGUUCUUUAAUUUUUUGGGUUGUGAAACUCCUUUAGAAUAGAAAAUACUUAAGAAUUCAAAUCUGAUUUUUGUUGAUUAACAAUGGACCUUGUGUGAGCUACAGAGGAAUUUUCAAAUCUUGGUAAAAUAGGCUGCCAUUGUUUUUAUCGCAGCUUUUGCCCCACUUGUGUCAUGGGAUCCAAUGUUCAAGAUGGUCUAUAGGCUCAGUACCAUGCAAAUUAUAGAUUGAAAAAAAUAUAUUUGACAAAACUAUCUAUGCAUAAGAAUUUUGUUUAUUUGAUUAGCUGUGUAAGUAGAAUCUGGAAACAAGAAUGAUGUUAAGAUUAAA